Penicillium verrucosum is the source of this 1428-nucleotide messenger RNA. RefSeq names its product universal stress protein. NCBI's taxonomy places the organism in Eukaryota, Fungi, Ascomycota, Eurotiomycetes, Eurotiales, Aspergillaceae. The transcript has 3 exons. Bases 1 to 1428 code for a protein of 475 amino acids. The record is from RefSeq and is a predicted model, not a curated record.
AUGUCUGCCCCGACUUCUCCCAGAAACUCAUCAGAGUCUGCAGCGGGAUCCGAAUUCAGAGAUCAUACGAUCCCACCUGCGGGGUCCGGUCACACCCGCAGCAUUUCCGGCGAGGUUAAACCCAGAAGCCAACGGAGAUCGAUUCAGUUUAGCGUCGGCGCUGCAGAGGCUCAGUUGCCCAGUCGCUCGUCGAGCUUUAAGGAAAAGCGGCUGUCAUACGGGGAUACCCCGACGAGGGAAUUAUUGGAAGAAAAGGAACGGGAACCCAAAGCUACCCAAUUGAACCGAGGGCCGUCCCCACCACCGCCGAAGACCUACGAGCGAGGCGUCUCUUUCGACACAUUCGACAAUUUCGAUGCUACCGAUUUCUCCCUCACAUUAAACUAUAAACACAAAGGCUACCAGAGCACACGUCGAAGCAGGACCUUCUUGUGCGGAACCGACCAGAACGACUACUCCGAGUUCGCCCUCGAAUGGCUCAUUGACGAGCUGGUGGAUGACGGGGACGAGAUCGUCUGUCUCCGAGCGGUGGAGAAGGACUCGCGCAUAGCCAGCGAUGUCGGAAUCGAAGAGCGAAAGUACCGCGAGGAGGCCGAAAAGCUAUUUGAGCAGGUGAUCCAGAAGAACAGCCAGGAUGAGAAGGCCAUCAGCUUGGUCCUGGAACUUGCUGUGGGCAAGGUUGAGAGCAUCAUCCAACGCAUGAUUCGCAUAUACGAGCCUGCAAUGCUUGUAGUCGGUACACGAGGACGAAACCUGAAAGGAGUGCACAGUCUGCUCCCAGGAUCCGUCUCCAAAUACUGCCUCCAACAAUCACCCAUCCCGGUGAUUGUCGUUCGGCCUUCACCGAAACGCGAAAAGAAAAAGAAAAAGCGCCGUGCAGACCCAACACGGCGCAGCUACAACCAAAUCUUGGAAAUGAGCGAGCAGCGCGGCAGUCAGAUAUUCGGCGCCAGCGCCAGCAACGAUAGCAGCACUUCGAAGUUGCCAGACGAGGAGGCUGCAGUAGCAGAGGCACUCGGGCUCCCCGCAUCGUACUCGAAUGCGGCCUCGCGCAGUUCUCUGUCGGUCUCAGACCGUAGUAGCAUUAGCCACGAUGACUCCGACUCGACCUCCUACCCCAUUCGGAACUCACUGGAUGCAGUGGUUAUGGCAAGUCCGGGCAUCGGAAGUCCAGCAGAUAGCUCCCAGGAGAGUGUCGUUACUGGCAAUGGUGUUCAGGCAUCUCCUUUGCUGGAUAGGACUGUGAUCGAGCCUUCCCCGUCUGACCAACUCGAGCCUCCUAUAUCAGAUUCCUCCUCUACCGGGGUUGGAAAACUAGAUGAGGCUAACGAGCCUUCCGAUUUAACCAAGGAUCCCGUGUCUAUCCCAUUGAUUGAAGUGUCAGAUAACAAUGAUAAAAAUGACAACACGAAGAAAUCUGAAUCCUGA